Messenger RNA from Cladophialophora immunda, 207 nucleotides. RefSeq lists its product as uncharacterized. The transcript has a single exon. NCBI's taxonomy places the organism in Eukaryota, Fungi, Ascomycota, Eurotiomycetes, Chaetothyriales, Herpotrichiellaceae. Bases 1 to 207 code for a protein of 68 amino acids. The record is from RefSeq and is a predicted model, not a curated record.
AUGCCCACUCUGACCAACGAGAAAUCCAAGGCCUCGAGUUUGAACACUGAGACAGCCUCGAUCCAGAGCACUUCGACCAUCUCGAGCCUCAAGGCUCUCCUGCACACCAAGAACAAAAAAGACAAGCCGCGCAUCCAGCCGGAGACCAUGGAGCAGAAGACCACGAGGAGGGAGGCUGCUGCUACCUAUAUGUCAAUGAUGAGAUAG